CCUCGUCCCACAUCCCGGCCCUGUCCGUCCUUGCUGCUUUUGCUGCCAUGUCCGCCUUCGCCACGGCCUCCUCUCCGGCCUCGUCGCGCUCGGCCUCGCCGCGCGAAGUGGGCGAACGGGGGCGGCUGGCGCCGACCUUGGCGGCCGGGGUCGCGUUAAGAUGUGUCGUUGCUUUGGGUCCUCAUUCUGGGCAGGGGACUCCGCCCAUGUAUGGGGAUUACGAGGCCCAGCGCCACUGGAUGGAGCUCACGACCGCCCUGCCGGUGCGGAGCUGGUACGAGCCGGGCCCCGACAACGACCUGCAGUAUUGGGGCCUCGACUACCCCCCGCUCACCGCGUUCCAUUCCUGGCUACUGGGGAUCGUGGGCCACGGGGUGGAUCCGCCCUGCUUCGCGCUGCACAGCAGCAGGGGCCACGAGAGCCUCCGGUGCAAGGCCUUCCUCCGUGCUUCCGUCCUGGUCUCGGAUCUGUUAAUCUACCUGCCAGGCGCGCUAUGGUCCUCGAACUUCUUCGGCGGGCGCCGUACUGCACAGCAGCUCUGGAUGUUGUUGCCACUGGUCAUCAUUGACCACGGGCACUUCCAAUAUAAUGGCGUCUGCUUGGGCUUUUGCCUCGCUGCCUCUGGGUGCGUGGCGCGCAGCUGGCACGUCCUGGGCAGCGUCUUCUUCACAUCAGCCCUGCUCUACAAGCAGAUCGCGCUCUACUACGCCCCGGUCUUCUUUUUCGCCAUCCUCGGUCAAUGCCUGCGCGGCCGCAACCUGAGCGCUGUGGCCUGGGGCGUCGCGCGCGCCGGCGCAGCGGUGCUGGGCACGGUGCUGCUGCUGCUGGGGCCGUGGUUGUUGGGCGAACGCCCAGCGGCGGAAGUUGGGCAAGUGCUACAUCGAAUGCCACGUGGUUUCCCUUCGCGCGGGGCCUCUACGAGGACAAAGUCGCCAACGUCUGGUGCUCCAUCUCCGUGGUGCUCAAAGUCCAGCGCCUCGUCUCUCCGGAGCGCCUUCCUCUGCUCUGUGGCUCGACCACCUUGCUGGCCCUGCUGCCCUCGGCCUUUUGCCUUUUCCGCCGAACCGCCGGACCAGGUUGGCCAUGGCAUGCUUCUGAAAUCAUGUCAAUGUGGACAUCUAUUCGUCCCUUCUGAGCCCCUCCUGCGCGGACCUGGCGCCUCAGGGACCUUUGCAGCGGCGCUCUUCACAUCGUCCAUGUCCUUCUUCCUCUUCGCCUUCCAGGUCCACGAGAAGGGCGUGCUCUUCCCCUGCCUCGCCUUCUGCCUUCUGGCCGGAGCGGCACCCAGCGGCGUGACGCGGAAGAUGGCACCGGCCCUGGCGCUGCAGUUCCAGUUAGUGAGCCUCUUCUCCAUGUAUCCGCUGAUGGUGAAGGACGACCUUUGCCUGGCUUACCUCUUUAGUGUUAGCGCUUUGCUGGUGGCGCUAGUUCUUCAGCUGGGCCACCACUCCAAAGUCUUCUGGGUGGGGUCGCUGCUGUUCCCGGGCCUCGUGGCACACGCGCUGCACGCGCUGGUGCCACCGCCGGCGCGGUAUCCGGAUCUGUGGACCUUGCUGAUCACCAGUGCCAGCUGCGGGUACUUCCUUCUGAGCUUGCUGGGUGUCACCUACCUCCAGCUCUUGGGCGCCUUCGAUGAGAAGCCCAAAGACCUCUGAACCGCGGGACGUGGCUUCGGGAAAAACCACUUACUUGCGGAGGAAGCCUUCGUCAAGGCUGUGGAGAGGCUGGGUGUGGCGCUGCAUCCGGGAAAGCUCUUUCACAUGCUCAAGAG
Durusdinium trenchii is the source of this 1771-nucleotide messenger RNA. NCBI's taxonomy places the organism in Eukaryota, Dinophyceae, Suessiales, Symbiodiniaceae. The record is from the annotation of a GenBank genome assembly.